ACACCCGCUUUUGAACUUGGGAAGGUUCAGCUUCAGCUUGCUUGCUUGUCAAUACGUAAAAUCAACAGACUACAUUAACGCCCCCCAAGCUUCCCUGAUUUCCGCGUUUCCACAACUGCCAGAGUUAACAAACAAUCACAACGCCAACCAUGGUGCACCGGACAUCAUGGAUACAACAGCCGCAGCCUCGACGCUGACCAGGCAGCGCGUCAGCGUGGCAGUCCUGUCACUUGCGGCUACGGCGACGCUGGCCUACUUCUGCUACCGCGUCUACAACCCGCCGCUUCCCGAGCCACCCCCCGACCGGCGCCUCCACCGAAGCAAUGCAGUCCGCCACCGUAGACGCUCGCUCCCCAAUGUUGUCCAUGGCCACAGCCGCGAGCCAUCCGAGGACUCCACCACGUCGGUCGAGUCCCAUGCCGACGAGAACAUCGACGUCAACACGGUCCGCCCUCUGAACGACACCGAGACGGUCGCAGACGAGCAUACUCUGGAGGAUAACUGGUACGAUGACCCGAAUACCGAGUUCGGCAGCCAGCAGCAACAGCGCGCCGGCCAGAACAUCGUCAGCCUUCUCUUUCGCGUCUCUGAGGACAAUGCUCGACGCAACGCCUAUGUUCACCGCGGCUGUAUGUGCAAUGGAUGUGGUAUCACCCCGAUUCGUGGCAUUCGCUAUCGUUGUUCGAACUGCUAUGACUUCGACCUCUGCGAGAUAUGCGAGUCACAGGGCCUCCACACCAAGACGCACGUUUUCUACAAGAUUAGGGUCCCGAUCCCGCGGCUGGCUGUGCGCCAGCUGCAGCCAGUGUGGUACACGGGCGAUCCCGACAACUGCCUGAGGCUUCUGCCCAAGCAUCUGAUGGCCAAGCUGUCCAAGGAGACGGGCUUCGAGCGGCCUGAGCUGGAGGCUCUCUGGGAGCAGUGGACCUUCAUGGCGAAUACCGAGUGGCGAGAGGACCCCGACGAGCUCGGCUUGGCCAUGGAUCGGAAAACAUUCGAGCGCUAUCUAGUGCCUUCGGGCGGGUAUAGGCAUAUCGCACCGAAUCUCCUCCACGACCGCAUGUUUGCCUUCUACGACGACAACAACGAUGACCUAAUUGGAUUCUCGGAGUUUCUGCGCGGCACCGCUUACCGCAAGAGGAAGGACCGGCUUCGCAAGAUUUUCAACGGCUAUGAUGCCGACGGCGAUGGAUACAUCAAUCGCCGCGACUGCUUACGUCUGUUCCGGGCUUACUACGUCCUGUUCAAGCAUUUGCAAAGGGACGUCCUCGACGUUCUCGUGGACCAAGUUGUGAGCUCCACAGAAGUUGAACAGUUGGUGACAAGCAGGCAACCAUUGAGCAGUCUGUUUGGACGGGAGGGCGGGUUCCCCCACGCUGACACGGACCGUCCGAUGGAGGGUAAAGUCAUCAACCUGAACACGGGAGAGGUGCACAUCACGGAUGGGGCAACCACUGUCGUGAACGAGGACGCGCCUGACACGGCCGACCGCCAGUCGAUCUUGACUAGUGUCUUCCGUAGGCAAGCACACGUUGCCGAAAGCCUCUUCAUGCCCGUCAUGGACAAUCCACGUCCCGCUGGAGAGCGAGCGUCCGGAUUGGAGUAUCUUAACGGUCUCCUGAACCCGCCAACCCGGCUUAGUGAGCUACCGUCUUUGCUUCUCGGAGAGACGAGCGACGGUGAGGAAGUCCUAGUUGUGGUUAAUGGCCGAGGUGGCCAGGAUGGAAGCAGCGACGAGCACGAAGCUCCGGGCGGCGACGAGAACCGUGCCUCCUCUCAGUCCGAAGGCAACAGAGUCGAGAAUCACAUCGUCACCAAUGGAUACUCGGACGGCGAAGCUCCCGACGAGUCCGAGCCGCGUCGGCCAGCUUACAGAAGCCCGAUGUCGAACCGCCGCAUGAGACAGCAUGCGCGGAGGAAGCUAUUCGAUCGCUGGAAGAGGAGGCAAUUUUACCUGGAUGAGGAAGAGGGAGUGCUCCCCCCCCGGGAUUGGAGCGAUGAUGAUGACAUCCUUGCAAUGCUCAACGGCCCGGCGGACGGUUCGAAGAGCACCCAACCCGCUCCACUAUCCUCUCGAUCUCGAUCGUCUUCCAAGGUGAGAUUUGCCGAGGACACCGACGACUUUGACAUCCGGUCCAACCCUUCGACCUCUUCGCGGAGCGUUCCCGAGAGAUGGGGCGGCAUGGAGAUUCCCAACGCCGAGCGAGACGUAGGCAAGGAGGUCUUCUAUCAAGUCAUCCAGCAAGCUUUCAACGAGAUCCUGGACACCAUCUUUACCGCGAAGGAGGACCUCGCUGUCGACGCUGCCGAGACCAAGGAGCUCCGCGACAAAUACAGGCACCUCUUUGAAUCCCUGGAUCCCAACGAAGGAAAGGAGCGCCAAGAAAACAGCCAUUCUACUCCCAGAAAGUCCAAGUCGUCUCGAUUCCAGGCGUUGCAGGAUCUGCUCGAGUCCAGCGGCUAUACCAUUGAAGCCACCACCUCCCAAGCUGAGGCCGAAAAUGAGACCGGAGAAGAAGCUGAGCCAGAGGUGGACGACGGCGAAACCAGCGCCGACGAAGAUGACAAUUCCGUGCCUGCGUUGAUACCCAUAUCAGAUGACAAGACGUCCGACGCGCCGGUGUUCGGCGAUUCCGACGCCUGGCCAACAAAGGAGGGGGACAUGGAGUUCCAACCGGACCACGACGUUCCCAUACCCCCGCAGCAAGUCUACCGCGAUCCGACCAUGCCUCAAUUCCGGCCGAACUCGACCUCGGCGGUCCAUGACCAAGAGCGUGAGCAGGGUCUGUCUCAAAUAACGGCUGCAAAUCCGACAAUUGGCCGCAAAGAGCCCAAACCACACUGCACGAAGCCAGCUGGGAAACUGGCCAAGCCGACCGAGGGAAAGAGCGAGGAUUCCUCGCCAUACAUCCCACGCAGCACGCUGCUCCGCUGGAAGCGCCUUGAUCUCGCCGAGGAGGAGGCAAAAGCCCGCGGCGGAUGGGGCAGGUUGAGCUAUGAGGAGUUUGAGCGCAUCUACAAAGCCAGCGAGGCGAGGGGCGCGCGCCUGGAUUACCUAGGCACCUGGAUCGACUUCUGUAUUCCGUCCACUUAGGAGACUGGCCCGAGUGAUACGGCUAAUCGGAUGGAUGAACAUCGGUACUGGGCCAAUCCUUAUGAUAACUCUUUUCCGGGGAAUUGGCGUGGUUUUGACUUCACUCGGUGGUGGGAAUAGUGUCUAUGUAUGUAUGAUUACUAGGUAGAACUGAGGAUAUAAGAUUAAUAGCGUUGUUCCAUCUAAAAUACCUGGAUUUCACAGCCG
Molecule: messenger RNA, 3301 nt
Organism: Chaetomium strumarium
Lineage: Eukaryota; Fungi; Ascomycota; Sordariomycetes; Sordariales; Chaetomiaceae
Exons: 1
Coding region: 167-3094 (975 amino acids)
Molecular function (GO): calcium ion binding; zinc ion binding
Source: RefSeq, a predicted model, not a curated record